AACCACAUCAUGGAGGAGGGCAAGGCCGUGGAGCUCAAAAACCGGCAGCGGAAGCUUUACAUGAACAAUUCCGGCAAGGACUGGUGGCAGAGGAGUAACUGGAGGCAUGUCCCUUUGGAGCAUCCUUCGAGUUUCCAAACUCUGGCCAUGGAUCCCAAGAAGAAACAGGAGAUUUUGAAUGAUUUGGUGAAGUUUAAGAAGGGGAAGGAGUAUUACGAGAGAGUGGGGAAGGCAUGGAAACGUGGGUAUCUUCUGUAUGGGCCGCCGGGGACUGGGAAGUCCACCAUGAUCGCCGCCAUGGCCAAUUUCAUGGAGUACGAUGUUUAUGAUCUGGAGCUGACCUCUGUUAAGGACAACACCGAGUUGAAGAAACUGCUGAUUGAGAUCUCGAGUAAGGCGAUUAUUGUGAUCGAGGAUAUUGAUUGCUCUCUGGAUUUGACAGGACAGAGGAAGAAGAAGAAAACAGGGGAAGGGGAGGAGGAGGAGAAGGAGAAGAAGAUUUUUAAAGGGGGAGAGGAAGAGAAGAAGGAGAGCAAGGUGACGCUGUCGGGAUUGUUGAAUUUCAUCGACGGGAUUUGGUCGGCGUGCGGCGGCGAGAGGCUGAUUAUUUUCACGACCAACCAUGUGGAGAAGCUUGAUCCGGCGCUGGUGAGGAGAGGGAGGAUGGACAAGCAUAUUGAGAUGUCUUAUUGUGGGUUCGAGGCUUUUAAGGUUCUUGCCAUGAAUUAUUUGGAUGUGGAGUGGCAUGAGUCGUAUGGGGAGAUCCGGCGGUUGUUGGAGGAGACGGAGAUGACUCCGGCCGACGUCGCGGAGAAUUUGAUGCCCAAGUCGGAGGAGGAAGUGGCGGAGGAUUGCUUCAAGAGAUUGGUGGAAGCUCUUGAGAGCGCAAAAGAAGAGGCGAAGAAGAAGAAGGCUGAGGAAGAGGCUGAAGCUGCAAAAAUGGCAGAGAAGGAGAAUGAGGAGGAGGAGAAGGAGAAGGAGAAGGAGAAGAAGGAUGGUGAAAAGAAAGAAGAGAACAAAAGUAAUGAAGUUAGAUGCAAUGGUUGCAAUGGAGUAGUGGCAAUUAGAUGCAAUGGUUGCAAGGAAGUAGUGGGAAUUAGAUGCAAUGGUUGCAAUGGAGUUGUGGCAACUAAAGAAGUGAAGGAGAAUGGUCAUGUAGAGAAAGAUCAAAAGAAAUGAAAAUAUGUUGGGAUUUAGGAUUAAUGGUUGGAAACUUGUGUACGAAUUUGUGUGUAUUUUAAUUUAUUAUGUCAAAAUAAAAGCUUUGUGUUACUAGUCUACAUAUGAUUCAUUGUUGUGUACUAAUUGAUGCCACAUUCUGAGCAGAGAGAAAAGUGUUCUACAUGCACUUCAAGCAAGUGUACUUAGAAUGUUCGUUGGAAAGAAAAAGAAAAUAACAGUUGACUGAUUUAGACUUU
Messenger RNA from Momordica charantia (bitter melon), 1418 nucleotides. RefSeq names its product AAA-ATPase At3g28580. Gene Ontology annotation, molecular function: ATP binding; ATP hydrolysis activity. Lineage: Eukaryota; Viridiplantae; Streptophyta; Magnoliopsida; Cucurbitales; Cucurbitaceae. The record is from RefSeq and is a predicted model, not a curated record.